Messenger RNA from Drosophila busckii, 479 nucleotides. RefSeq lists its product as uncharacterized. Lineage: Eukaryota; Metazoa; Arthropoda; Insecta; Diptera; Drosophilidae. The record is from RefSeq and is a predicted model, not a curated record. Bases 86 to 388 code for a protein of 100 amino acids. The transcript has a single exon. Gene Ontology annotation, cellular component: mitochondrion.
UUGUUUUUGCACUGAUAGUCAGUCGUGCGAUUACGUGAAUUUAGCAAUCUUAUUCAAGCAAUAUUUAUAAUAAAACGCUAUUAAAAUGAAUACAGCUCCGCGCGUAGUUCUCAAUAAUGUGCUGAGACGCAGCUAUAGUCAGGCACACAAAGGACCGAGUGCUCCAAAGCCCUCGGCGAGUGGAUCUCCUGCUCCAGCUACCAGCAACGUAACAGGACUAACCAGCGCGUGUGUAAAGCCCACAGCAUCCCCAGUUGGUCCCGGCGCAUCAGCAAAUGGCCAAUACAAAGUUCCCGAAUAUUAUUGUUUCAAUCGCUUUUCGUUUAGCGAGGCCGAAGUUGAAAUGGCCAAAUAUCGUUGCCCCCAGCCAUCUGCGCUGAAGAAGUAGAAAACUAAUUCAAUGAAGAUGCAGAGCAGAAUAUUGUUAAACAAGAAAAUAUGUUAAAUAAAUGUAAAUGUGAUUAACCACACGAAAUAUG